GGGAAGUUUAUCUUCACCCAGAAAUUAGAUAUGAGGGAAAUUGGUUGUUGCGCUACUUGCGAAGACCUUGGGAUUUCCUUACAGUUUUUAUACAGUUCUAGUAACAGUUAUCAUAUCCCUAGUUACGUUGUAUCUAGAUCCGUGUGGAGUUUCUUAGAUUGUAUGAUGUCUCCCAUAAGCAGACAAUACGAAAUUGAAGUAAGAAGACGAGAGGUUCGAGAUUUAAGGAUCCAUUGUGCUUGUGAAAGGCAAAAGUUCAGCCGUACUGUUUUAGACCUAAUUAAUUAUUGUCAGCAGAAUAUCUUAUUAGAUCCCCUUAUUCAUCGUGUUAAAGAUAAUCCUUUCAAUGAAAAGAAGUGGAUGUGCGGGAUGUUCUAAAACUUUCAACAUAAUGAAUGUAAGGAACCCCAAUAUUUUUGUUUGCGAAACGUUUAACAGUCGUAUUGGUUCAUAAGCAAAAUAAAGAAGCUUCGUAACUUUGUUUUAUUUUCACGAGGAAGCAUCAAAGAUUUAUUCAGAUUUUAAGAGAAUAUCUAGUUUACUAAUAUGAAUAACAAGUUUUUUAAAUGCUCUCCGGAUUAUCUGUAUUUCUCAACAUUCGUUACUGUGACCUAGCAUUAUAGUUUAUCUAUCAUGAAGACUACUGAGUUGUUGACCAAAACAUUUGUUAACUGAGGCCCUGGUAUGUUAUGCAAACCAGCUAAAAGAAUCCAGAAGAGAAAACCGGAAUUGUAUCAGGGUGUGGCGGCGCUAGAAUAUUUCUUGUGAAUAGCCGACGUUUCUAUCUUUCCACUCCAUAACCUUAUAAAUUUUCUCACCAGCAAGGUUUACGGCUACUUAGGGAACAUUAGGAAACUAUUGGUGAAAGUCCAUUUAGAGGUCAGCCUUGAGCAACCAGCUCCAAGUAAUUAUUAUCACGCUACCCGUUCUUUUUGGAGGUUUCUCAAGCGGAGAUAUCUUACGUAUCAUACGCAACGCAGAACCUGGCACAUAUAUAAAACCUUUCAGGUUGUUACGUCCCGUUAGCACAGCGAGAUGAAAUUGUCAGAACAAAUCGCAAGGUAGUAAAAGUAUUAUUAGUAUCAGUUAUAAUAUAAAAAGAUGGGACAUCAAAAAUGCUGUUCGUGAGAAUAUGAAUUCGUACGUAUAAUGGGUUCAUGCACUUGGGUUAUUACGAACGGAUCCAGAAUCCUAAGGGAACAAAUGGCUUAUAAACCUAUCGUUGAUCACCGGCUACCAUGGGA
This is a messenger RNA of Schistosoma mattheei, 1244 nucleotides long. The record is from the annotation of a GenBank genome assembly. NCBI's taxonomy places the organism in Eukaryota, Metazoa, Platyhelminthes, Trematoda, Strigeidida, Schistosomatidae.